This is a messenger RNA of Xenopus tropicalis (tropical clawed frog), 6998 nucleotides long. RefSeq names its product leucine zipper protein 1 (gene luzp1). The record is from RefSeq and is a predicted model, not a curated record. The transcript is spliced from 5 exons. Bases 640 to 3738 code for a protein of 1032 amino acids. NCBI's taxonomy places the organism in Eukaryota, Metazoa, Chordata, Amphibia, Anura, Pipidae.
CUCUCUCACCCGCAUCAUUUCUCUUUGAUAUUUCCUUCCACCACCCCCUCCUCCUUGUUCUCUCGUUUCGUUCUCCCGCCUCCCCCAUUUCCUCCGGACUUUUAUUUCCCUCUUUCCCCCUGGUCUCCCUUUGGCAAUCCCUUCCCCGGGGCUCGCUGGGGCCCCGCCUUCCCUGAGUAAAAGUGAAGAGUCAGCCCAGACUCUCCUUAUAUGGGAUGGGACUGACGGCAGCAGAGUGGAGGUGGGUCCUGCUAUAGGGAAGCCCACCUUGCAUUGUUACUAUCCCCUGCCUGGAAUGUGGUGCCUGAGCCCUGCACUGCAGGGAAGGAAAGAGAAGGGGGAGAGGAAACUACUUUACUAAGGGACUUGAUCUACUCCAUAUUCCGCUCUAGGACUGCCGAUCAUCCCAUGGCACGGAUCAGGUUUUAAGAAUAGCUGAUGUGUGCUGGAAUGGUUUGUGAAGGGAAAUAUUACUCUGCUUUUGGAUGUCGAAUUCUUGAAAGGUUAAAAUGAUGACUGGAUGUCCGCCAAGGUGUGCUUAUCAAGAAGAGAAAGGAUAAUAACUGACUUGCCAACGAACUCAUAUUAGAAAAAAGAUUUGGUAAGGGCUCUUGUGAGAGCCAUCAGUUUACUGCAGCCAUGGAACACACAAGCAGACAUCUUCGCUUUAAGUUACAAAGUCUAAAUCGUCGCCUGGAUGAUCUGGAAGAAGCUACAAGAAAUCUUCAGAAAGCAGAAGAUGAAGUUUUGGAACUUCAGGAAAAAAUUGUCCAAGUAGAAGGGAACAACUCUAGCAUGUUGGCAGAUAUUGACGCUUUGAGAAAGAGGGUUGUAAAAAUUGAAGGUAAAGACGAAGAGGUUAAAAAAGCGGAGGAUUUGUGCAGAAUUGUUAGGGAAAAACUAGAAAAUGAAGAAAAUGUUACUCGAGAACUUAGGUCAGAAAUUGAAAUUCUCCAAAAAAAGAUGACAGAACUGGAGAAGCUGGAAGAAGCUUUUAGCAAGAGCAAAAAUGACUGCACCCAACUGUGUCUUAGCUUGAAUGAAGAAAAAAAUAUGUCUAGGAAAUUGACUUCUGAACUUGAAACACUUAGGGCCAGAAUUAGAGAACUGGAAUCUUCUGAAAGCAAACUGGAUAAAGCUGAAGAGUUUUUGACUAGUGAACUUGAAAAGAUUAGGUCUUUGGCUGUUGGUUUUGCUAAUGAAAGAAAAUAUUUUCUGGAGAAGGAAAAGCAGAAUGAAAAAAUAAUUCAGGAACUUAAACAGCAGUUAAAAGGUAAAAAAAACAUUGGAGACCAGACCCAAAACGAAUCAAAUGUUUUGCAGCGGUCAUCUGAUCAGUUACUGGAACACAAUAAAAUACGGAUUGAAGACAAUGUGAUAUCUAAAUUGUCUCAAGGAGUUGGUUUUGACUACAUUAAAUCAGAGAAUCAAACAACUAGCGAAAACGAGAGGAAUAAACAACAAGAAGACAAUAAAAUACAUGAUUUGUGUCAAGAAAUUGAGAAUCUUAAAAGUCAGAUAAAACGAUUUGAGGGAAUUGACGAAGAGCUCAAACAGUUUAGAGAGAAAAAUAGAAAAUUGCAAGAAAUCUUCCUUGGUGAACAGAAUAAAGCCAGACAUUUGGAUGGUGAACUUAAGGAACUAAAAAGACAAGUUAGUCAGCAGAAUGAAGUAGAAAAUGGAGUUAUUGGUAGCGAUGAAUUAAGUUUACACAAUAAAUCGAAAAAUGAAAGAGCUAAUAAGUCUAAAGGAGUAAUACCUGAACCUCCUGCAUCAAAAUAUACUCAGAGAGAUUUGUCUCCAAAACAACUGAGAAAAGAGAGACACCGUGACAUAGAUGUGGAUAUUUCCUCUAAGAGACAUUUAUCAAGCACAAGUACAAAUAGCAAGAGACCCUUAAAACCUACUUUAUCUGACAUGACUUUAAGCCAUUCAAGGAAAUCUGAAGAUAGACUAACUUCCAAUGUAUCUGCUGCUAAAGAGUUUGGAGCUCUACAUGAAAUAAAAAAGGCUAAAGAUCAGCCAUCUGUAUUAAGUCGAUAUCCACCAGCUGCCCAAGAACACAACACCCAAAAAACAUGGAAAGCAUCAACAGGAAAUAAAGAUGUAUCCGCAAAACAAUUUGGAGAAGACUAUUCUAUUAAAGUUACUCAGAUUGUUGACUCAAGAAAAGAGAGCACAUCUGAAGAAGAUGAAGAUUUAAAUGAGACUCCUGGUGCCAAAUCAGACAAAGUCAAUUCAAAUUUUCAUGAAGUGCAGUUGGAUGAUAACUCUUCAUCUGCAUUGCAUUCAGAACCAGUCACUUCUGGGUUAGAGGGGACCUCUCCAGAUAAAUAUACGGCAAAAAUGGUGGAAGUACAAACUAAGACUGCUCCUAAUUCAGACAGUAGUGAAGUAAAGGACAUAUCUCGGGAUAGACCUUCCAGAUACUCGCGUCUUAAAUCAAGAAUGGAUAGCAUCACAAACUCUUCUGACACUGCCCAAUCCACCAAGCCACUAUCAAGUAAAGAUAGUGGAAAUCAAAACUUAAAUUCAAAUAGAGUGUCAUAUAACAGAGAAAGACAAAGACCAUUAUCAUCUUUAAAGCCACAAAUUCCUGAAAAACCUCAUAUUUCAGAAUCUACUGAAAAUAAAGAAUGGGACAAAAGAAAUGUAACUUUAAGAAUUCAGAACAGAAGACAGUCAAAUCCUAAAGAAAAGACACACGUACUGGAGCAGAGGAUUUCCCAGUUUGAUAUGGACAGUCAGCAACAACAAAGAGAUUCAUUAUCUGACAUAUCCAGAAGAACAUCUUCUGAUAAUUCAGAAAGCAUGGAAAAACCUUCCCGCAUAGAAAUAAGGGCAAGAUCAUAUAGCCCAAGAGAAGCUUUGCAAUCCACAGUGAUCAUUAAGCCAGUUAUUGUUGAAAAAGACACAAAAGAAAGUAUGGGCGAAUACAGAGCAAGAUCCAGUGCAGAACAGAGUAGAUCACAAAUUAACACAACAACAAAUAAAGUGACAAGUAGCAUAACAUUUUUUCCAGCCGAAUCACCUUCAUCUCGAUCUAACACAGAUGAAAUCAUAAAACAAAGGCAUACUUCUACCAGUAAUAUUCGGCUAUCUGCCAAUGACCAACCUUUGUUAAAUAACAUAAGUAUCCCAUUUGAAAUAUCAAUCAAUAAACAAGAUAUGUUAAAAUUGGUGGAUACAAAAGAUAACUUGGAUCAUAAGGAGAACAGCAAGGCUUUUGACCCUGGCAAUUUCAAAGAACAAAUGAAAAACAACAAUAAUAGUGUUGGACUAGAAACUGUUUUGCUGAAAAGUCAUGAAAUUGAAGGGAAUCAUUUGGAUAAUAAAAGUGUAAAGGUAAGAAGUUCUUAUGGACGCAAUGUGUUUGGAUCCACUGAAGAACUAGAUAUUUUGUCUAAUCACAAAGAUGUGACAGUGGAUACUAAGCACAGACGAAGGUCUGCUUUCGAGGAUGAGAGACCUGGAAAACUUCAUACCCGGGAAAUGUAUUCAAGGAACAGGAAUUCUUUUGAAAACAGUUGUACAGUCAAUGAAACGGUUUCCAAAAGGAGCUCAUCUGCAGGACUUAAUUCCUGGAAUCGCCUGAGCACAGAGAGUGAGUACAGUUAUAGCUCUAGGAGAAAGGCGAACAAUCUUGAAAAACUGACAAAAGUCGACACUUCUGGGAGUAAAUCUUUGCAUCAACAGCCAAGCAUGGUGGAGGAACGGAUACGAAGGUUAGAGCAAUAACCCGUGGAAGAAGUACAAGCCUAAGAAGGGUUUUUACCUGAAACUACAGACCUCCAGAGACGCACACUCCAUUUAAAAGCAGAAGAAUGCUGCUCACUUGACUGUGUCUCCCCACACGCUUCCUUCCAAGCAUUGUAUGGACUGUAACCAUCUUGUAUAUUUUGUUGAUGUAAAUUCCUUUGCUUAGCAUAUUUUCAAGGGAUGCAACUGCAUGAUCUCUCAGGGUAACAAGAAAGGCACAGAUAUUGUAACUGUAUAUAAUAAGUUCAGAUAAUGGCAUUUGGGGCAAAUCUAUAUAUAGAGGUUUUUUUUAUUAUGCAGAAGAAAAAGAUUGGUUUGCAUGGCUACUGCUCUUAAACAAAUUUGGUACUAAAAGUACAUUUUUUCCUCGUUAUUUUUUCAGUCCAUUUUAACUUAUAAAGAAUUCUGGGGGCAGUUCUGAAUUUAUUUGUGCAAAUUCUCUGUACAGUGUAGGUUCUGUUUAUUCAUUCUGUGCAUGUAUCAUUGUAUAGAUAAGAAUGUAUGGUUUUACAGCUAAUUAUUGUAUGUGUGUAUAUAGGUGCAAAAAGUGAACUCAUACAAGCAUGUGAAACAAAGUUGUUUGCUUUUAACAUUCACAAAAUGUCGAAGAUGGAACCUCAUUGUGUACAGUGCCGUCAUCCCUCACUUUGGUGUUUUAAACAAAAUCUAUUUUAAUUAAAAUCAGAAAUGUAUACAAGACUACUGAAUAAAAUGUACCUGUUUCCUGUACCUUAUAUCAGAAAAUAUAUUUUGCUAUUAUGUAGACACUAAAAAUGGCUGUCUAGGGAUGAUGGGGGUUGUAUGAACCAAAGAAAUUCCAAGAGGAAAGCGUUUGAAAGCACUUAUCAUUCAUCGUGUCACUUUUAAUAAUCAAUAGUACAUGAAACUCUACAGAGUUUUGUCACUCAAUCCAUUAACUGACAUAUUAACCCUCCAGAUGCUGUUGAAUAGCACUUGGGGGUCAAUGAUUUAGUAACGUAUAAAGGAUCACCUGUUGCCCAGGCCUGGUACAUACCACUCAGUUGUUACUAUUUAGGCAGGGGAGUCCUGAUUUUGGCCCCUAAAAGCGUAGGGAUAUCACAAAGUGGACAAAGUAGAUCUGGCAAUUUGUUGGACACAACUGGGACAUAGCUGUAGUAUGUAGGAUCGUGACCUAAACUGUCCUAUUUUCCAGCUGUGAAUGUCAAUAGGAAGGUAUGCUGGUGUAAUAGAACAGGCAUGAGUAUGUAGCAUAUCUGUCUAUAAUAUAACCUCCAAGGUAAUAGGGAGUGUACAUAUGUACUGUAUAUACUUACAUGCUGCGCAUUAAAGAUGGAAUCUCACUGAUUUGUUUGUCAGUGAGCAUUGUAAUAUUUAGGAUAUGUACAAAAUGAUGUUAAAAGAAAUAGGACCAAAUAUAUACACACUCCUAUUUAACAUAGUUUCUAUGCACUGCUGGUUGGUGUUCUGCAUAAAUAUAGGGCAGACUGUAUAUGGUCCCCUCUAUGUAAGCAAACUAUCUUAACCAAAUGUUUCGUUUGAGCUUCUUGACACACCUUUUUUGGGGAUGGUGUGAUUUAAAGGGAAUCUAUUAGUAAUAUUUGCAGUAUAAUACAUUAGUUAGUUUUACAUGGGGGAGUACUAAAUAGCUAAAAGUGCCAGCUUUGCUUUUUGUAUGUAUUUUUAUUGAUCUUUAAUUUAAUUUAUCCCUGCAAAGUGAGUUGUUUUUUUUUCAUUUGAAUACAACCGAUUUAUUCUCACAAGUGAAGUGGCCGUGGCUAUUUUAUUUUUUUGACAGUUCUAUUAUAGCUGCUUCACAGCUUCACAUUUGUUUUUAUUCUACAGCUCCCAGCAUUCCUAAAGCUGGCUGUACACGUUACAAUUACGAUCUUUCCUGCGACCAUUGGUUCCCUCCAUUGACGUUCAGGGCUGAAUCGUCAGAUAUGGAGGUAGAAACAAUAGGAAUUCUACACCUAUCUGAUGAUUCAGCCCUAAAUGUAGCUUUUGCUUGGACACCACCCAAUCGACGAGAUGACUUAUAUCCAAGGCUUUUGCCAAUAUCUGUCGUCUCAUUGAUCCACCAUACUCACACCGAUUAUAGUAUGAUAAUAUUGGUGCGUGUAUGGCCAGCUUAAGAGCUGAGUGUUUCGGUUGCUGGAUUCUGGGAAUUGUAGUUCACAGCAGCUGGGACCUCCAGUUUUUCAUUGCUGCUUUUAAAUAGAUUGACCUCUAGAUACAUGCACAAAGGGCCAUACUAUACUAGCACUGUUCUCAAAAGCAACAGUUGAUUAGUAAAAUGUAACACUAAACCCCCUAUCAAGAACUGUUUUUCAUGUAGUUUCUCUUUAAAUUUCAGCUGAGCUUGAUUUUUUGGUGGCUGUCCUUUUUAAGAUACGAAGCAUUUUUAAACCUGAGUAUGAGUCGUGUAUAUGUAAAAACAUCUAAAUAGCAUUGUUAAUGGCAGAUAACGUUGUUAAAACCAUUUUUUCCUGUGAACUGAAAUUCCAUUUUAAUCUUUGCUUCCACAUAUAUAUUACAUAUAACCUUAAGGCUAGUGUAAGCAAUUUUAGUUCUUUGUCUUAAAAGUUCAUUUUGGGCAUGGUUAAUAAAUUUAGCAGGGUUCUUACCAGUUAUUUUGAUAAAUAUGUAUUUAAAAAAGUAUUAUUGCUUUUGCUUUAUGCUAUGUAAACUGCUGCCUAAUGGCAAAUGUUUUAAAGGGUAGGAGGAUUCUGGGAGUAUAAAACCUGUGCCCUGAUUGGUUAUUCUCUGUGUGAUUUCAUUGGUGCUGAGGGCAUUUAGGAGAGAGCUCUGGUUGGCUUAUUUUCUUGUGAUCACUUGAACCUUUUUGCAAACUGCGCUCUAGAUGACUAUACUGGGUAACUCGAAGAGCUUUACUUUAAAUGAAUCCUGGAUGUGUUACUAAGUCAUGUAAAUAUUUCCAUGCAUUUUAUUUUUGUUUAGUCUGAAGCAGGGAGUAUCUGUAUAGGACCAUGUCUUUGUUUUGUAAAAUAUGCACCAGCCCUGAUUUACAGACAGUCUUAUGGAUACUGAAUCUUCUCAAAAGAUAUAUUGUGUGUCACAGUGUUCCCAUAUGACCAACAAACAAAUGGGGGAAGUGUAUUUUUUUUACAAUAUGUUAUAUUAUUUCUGUAUAAAAUUGUGAAACAUUCCUCUUGCCCAUAAAUCAUUUUAUUUUAAUUGUGCCUGUACAAAUGACAUUCACUAUGAAUCUUUGAUAAUAAAAUACAUUUGAAAUAUUA